Symbiodinium necroappetens is the source of this 632-nucleotide messenger RNA. NCBI's taxonomy places the organism in Eukaryota, Dinophyceae, Suessiales, Symbiodiniaceae. The record is from the annotation of a GenBank genome assembly.
AUGCUGGAGUUCUUUGCAGUCCUGCAAACCAGGCAAUCAGGCAAAAGAAGCAAAGCGCAGAAGGUGAAGGGACGAAAGACGGACCACGACGACUUAAAGCAGUGGUUACUGAAGGAGACGACUCAGCAUGAAGCUUCAUGGAGAAGGACAACGUCAGAGUGGUGGCAUGGCCUGGUCAAUGGGCCGUCAUCCCAUGUAGAGCUCAUCAGGCAGCGGAAACCUUCAAGCGACGAGGUGCAGGCCAUGUCAAGCGAGGAGGGUGACGAGGAUGAGGAUGCGACAAAAGGCAUCUUGAACAUCCUGGCUUCCGUCAAGACGUCGGUGGUUGCAGCCGUGCUUGGCACUGGAAGCGGCCGAUCCGAUGAGGAUGAGGACAACAAGGACCCUCCAGUCGAGGAGGAGGGCAGUGAGGAUUGGUGGCAAUCCGCGCAAGCGGCCCUAGGAAUGGCGGAUGACUCUGACAAAGCAGAGUCUCCUGCAGCCAUGACGGAGGAGCCGGAGGAGGUACCUGCAGCCCUGCCACAGAGGCUGGAAGAGGAAGCAGCAGAGGAGCCGUUAGAGUUGGAGGCAGAGCCGGUGCUGGAGGCCGUCGAUGUGCCGGAGGCGACUUCGUUCGGGUUUCGGGGUAUCAG